This is a messenger RNA of Aphanomyces invadans, 1637 nucleotides long. RefSeq lists its product as hypothetical. Bases 15 to 1301 code for a protein of 428 amino acids. Gene Ontology annotation, cellular component: cytoplasm. The transcript is spliced from 4 exons. Gene Ontology annotation, biological process: biosynthetic process. The record is from RefSeq and is a predicted model, not a curated record. Lineage: Eukaryota; Oomycota; Saprolegniomycetes; Saprolegniales; Verrucalvaceae.
AUGGCACUUUAGGCAUGUCGUCGAGAUAUCCGUCGUCCAAGGCGGUGAUCCUGCUGGGUGGCCAUGAGGACCGACACUUCCGCCCGCUGUCGAUGGAUCUACCGACCCCGCUGUUCCCAAUUGCCGGUCGACCCAUGCUUUUCCACCACGUCGAAGCGUGUGCAAAGGUCCCGAACCUCCAGGAGAUUCUCUUGAUCGGCGCGUACGACGCGGGCCUAUUUGCGAGCUUCAUGGACGUGGUCACGCGCGACAUUGCGGGUGUGACGUCGAUCCGUUACCUCCAAGAGAGGCAGCAUCUCGGGACCGGUGGGGGGUUGCGAACGUUCCGCGAGGACAUUGAAGCAGGCAUCCAUGGCAGCCCCGACCUGUUCUUUGUCUUGCAUUUCGACAUUUGCUGCAGUUUUCCACUCGUGGACAUGCUGCAUCAUCACAUUCGAGCGCAAGCAUUUGUGACGGUGCUUGGGAAGCGAGUGUUCCCCGACGAGGCCAAGACGUACGGGUGUUUGGUGGCUGACCCAGACUCGUCCGAAGUGGUCCACUGGGCCGAAAAGCCAGCCUCCUUUGUCAGCGACCUCAUCAACUGUGGAGUGUACCUCAUGAAUAUGGACAUGAUCCAGGACAUUGUCGAGUUGGGCGAUGCGCUCGUCGAGCAGCGGCAAGCGGCCACUUUGCGCAGCGUCGAGUAUCCUCACCUGUUCAACGACAUCCCCGACCAGCUCCGUCUCGAGCAGGACUUUUUGCUUCCCAUGGCUGGGACGCAGACCUUGUAUGUGUUCGAGACCGGUGACUUUUGGUGCCAAAUCAAGACUCCCGGCAUGACCGUCAUGUGCUCUGAGUUGUACAUGCAGCGGUAUCGCUACGUCGAUCCCACGCUUCUGGCGUCGACCGGCGGCAAGCUCUCGCCGCGAAUCGAAGGCAACGUUGUCGUUCAUCCGUCUGCCAGCAUUCAUCCAUCCGCCAAGCUUGGCCCGAAUGUGUGCAUUGGGGCCGGCGUCACGAUCGGGCGCGGCGUCCGCGUCGCCCACUCGAUCGUUUUGGCAGGGGCGACCAUUCGAGACCAUGCGUGCGUGUUGUUUUCGAUUGUCGGGUGGAAUGCGAUGGUUGGCGAGUGGGCUCGAGUGGAGGGCGAGCCCCCGAAUAGCAAGCCAGAUGCAGCGACGGUGGCGCUGGGCGGUGGAGUCCGCGACGUGACGAUCUUGGGGACGGCCGUGGUGUGUGCGCCGGAAGUGAUUGUCCGCAACUGCAUCGUCCUUCCCCGCAAGACGCUCCGGCAAAGCUGCCACAACCAAGUGCUGCUCUAAGGCUGCCUCGUUGCUACACGAAGGACAGUGUCGACAUCUUGCCAGGUCGACGCCUGGUACAGCGUCGGUUGACAUGCAUCCGCGGCCUUGGACAGACGAGGCGAAUCCGCGAUGGACAACCCGACAUGCGCGGCGACUUUGAAGAUGCUGCUCUCACUCGUGUUCAGCACGAUGCCGACGUCGGCCGCCAAGAGCGCUGGGAGGUCGUUGACACCGUCUCCCACAAACGCCACCGCGUUGGACGGGUGCGCUACAAACGAAUCAUGAGUUGGCAAAGAACACUUUCCAGUAUUUAUCAAGACAAUGGAAUAACGAGAUCGAGGCGUUGUAUGCUGG